Molecule: messenger RNA, 1410 nt
Organism: Trichosurus vulpecula (common brushtail)
Lineage: Eukaryota; Metazoa; Chordata; Mammalia; Diprotodontia; Phalangeridae
Product: keratin, type I cytoskeletal 28-like
Exons: 8
Coding region: 1-1410 (469 amino acids)
Biological process (GO): intermediate filament organization; hair follicle morphogenesis
Molecular function (GO): structural molecule activity
Source: RefSeq, a predicted model, not a curated record
AUGUCUCUUCGGAUUUCUAGUGGACCCAGGCGCAUCUGCUCAUGGUCUGGAGCUGGGUCAGUCAGAAUACCCAAUGGUAGCACUAGCUUUGGGAAUAACAGCAUGUGUGGUGCCUCUGUUGUAGGAAGUGGAAACUUAACUGGUGGAGGUUAUGGAAGCUGCUUCGGUGCGAGCUCAGGGGGAGCCCCCAGUGGGAAUGCUGUUGGUGGUAGCUUUGGAAGUGCUUCUUGUGCUGGCUUUGUGGGGAACGAAGGCCUCCUCUCCGGCAAUGAGAAGGUCACCAUGCAGAAUCUUAACGACCGUCUGGCUUCUUACCUGGACAACGUGCGAGCUCUGGAGGAGGCUAAUUCUGAGCUAGAGCAAAAAAUUAAAGGCUGGUAUGAGAAAUUUGGUCCUGGCUCUUGUCGCGGCCUAAACCAUGACUACAGCAGAUAUCAGCUGACAAUUGAGGAGCUUAAGAAUAAGCUUAUCUCUUCCACCACAAGCAAUGCUAAUGUUGUUCUGCAGAUUGACAAUGCCAGGCUGGCUGCGGAUGAUUUCCGUCUGAAGUUUGAAAAUGAGCUGGCUUUUCAUCAAAGUGUUGAGGCAGAUAUCAAUGGCCUGCGUAGAGUCCUGGAUGAGCUGACACUCUGCAGGGCAGACCUGGAAAUCCAAUAUGAAACUAUGAAUGAGGAGCUGACUUACCUCAAGAAGAACCACGAAGAGGAAAUGAAAGCCCUGCAGUGCGCUGCAGGUGGGAACGUGAACGUGGAGAUGAACGCAGCCCCGGGGGUGGAUCUGACGGUUCUGCUGAACAACAUGAGGGCCGAGUACGAGGAUCUGGCUGAGCAGAACCGCAAGGAUGCUGAAGCUUGGUUCAAUGAAAAGAGCGCCACGCUGCAACAGCAGAUCUCCGACGAUGCUGGGGCAGCCACAUCUGCCAGGAGUGAGCUCACCGAAAUGAAGCGCACUGUCCAAACCCUGGAGAUCGAGCUACAGUCCCUCCUUGCAACGAAACACUCACUGGAAUGUUCCUUGAGUGAGACAGAAGGGAACUACUGUGUGCAGCUCUCGCAAAAUCAGGCCCAGAUUGGGGCCCUGGAGGAGCAACUGCAGCAGGUCAGGACUGAGACUGAGGGCCAGAAGCUGGAGUACGAGCAGCUGCUUGAUACCAAGAUUCGUCUGGAGAAGGAAAUUGAGACCUACUGUCGACUCAUUGAUGGGGAUGGAAGUUCUUGCUCCAAAACAAAAGGCUACGGGUCAGGAGGUUCAGGAAAUUCGACUAAAGAUCUCUCCAAAACCACACUAGUAAAGACUGUUGUUGAAGAGCUAGAUCAGCGGGGCAAAGUCCUCUCAACCAGAGUUCACUCCAUUGAAGAAAAGAGCUCUAAGCUGAGCAAUGGCAAAACAGAACAGAGGGUCCCUUUCUAG